AUCUCUCCUCUCAACCGAGUGCACUCGGUGCACUGAGGGAUCGAUAUUCGAUCCUCGGCGAUCGCGCGCGCGAGGACGACAUCUGUCAAAAGUGUCGAAUCGGUAGCGAAGGGCAACGAGAUAUGGUGUACGGAGGAGGAUUCGACAUGGUGGAGACGAUGCCGCAGACGGUGCCGACAGCGGCCGGGUACUCGCCGUCAUUCGACUACGGCACUUUUCAGUUCGAUUUGUCUCUCCUGCCGGACGAUUACAGCCCGACCGGCCGCGACGCCGGCGGCCAGGCCUGUUUGAAAAGUUCGCAGAUCAAGCAGGAGGCACGCUCGCCACGCCCGGGAUCGCCCACGAUCUACCAGAGCCCACCGUAUCCAACCGGCGAGUUGCCCUUGUCACCCAACUACUCGCACGAGGGUUCCUCGCCGGGAUAUCCGACGAGUCCCUAUUACGUACCCAGGAGCCCUCAGAGCGCCCAGUUUUACCCCACCAGCCCGGAACCGUCCGCGGCAAACGUCAAGCAAACGGUCAAGAGGGAGAAGAGCCUCGAUCUUUUGGCUAUUCUUCAGGAAUCCAGACUCUUAGCCGAGAGUCUGGGUUACCGCGAGGACUCAACCGACUGCACAGUGCCCUGUACUCCGCCUCGAAGCGAGGAGGAUAUCUAUAACAGUCUCGACGUCGACUUCCUACCCCGGAAGAAGGAGAACCCCGGCGUGCAGGGGCAUCCGUUGCUGAAAGAAAUCCUUUUCAAGGAGGAACCGCGAUCCGUUUCUAGCAACAACGGUUCGUCCUCUUUAUCAUCCUCCUCUUCGUCUUCGCCUAGUCCCUCGAGCGAAUUUGAGGGUAGUUCAGCGUUGCACGAACUCCUCUUCAAGGGCGCCGCCCUUCGUAAGGAUCUUGUGGUAAUUUCCAAGACGAGUCAGCUUAAGGUGGAACGAGGAUCGCGAGAAGAACUGGCGAAUCCUUUGCGAAAGGAGGAAGAACUGUUCAAGGACGGGCAGAAGAGCGAUCAUCAGCUGCUGCGAGAAGUGCUGAGGGAUACUAGCUUCCAGAGGAAGUACAAUCUAAGACCUGUCGAUCUCGGCGGCGUCGGCACUGGUUUCGUCGAGGACAUGGAGACCGGCGAAUGCGUCGGCGACCUCGCCCGCGAACAGCUCGAGCCCGUCCUCAGUCUGGCUAUUCAGCAACUACAGAAGGACUUUGACAACACCUGCGUGGCGCUCGGCAUUCACCCAGAGCCCAGACGCUGGAGCGCAGCGGAUGUGGCGGCUUGGGUACAGUGGGCCAGGCGGCAAUUGCAAUUGCCUUCGGUGCCUAUGGAGAGCUUCAACGUGGAUGGUGCGACGCUGGCCUCCCUCACGGAAGAAGAAUUCUGCCAGAGAGCUCCCCAGUGCGGGAGCAUGCUGCACGCACAGUUGGAGAUCUGGAAGGCCGCCGUCGAGGAAUCACCACGAAACACUCUAGCCGCUUCCUGGACUCCCACGGGAGUAGUUCAGUCUCCAAACAGCGCCGUGACUCCGACAGUUGGAAAUACAAUAGUUGGCCUCAAGGAGUCUCCCUGCACUAUUGAUUUCUCAGAUGACGAGGAUGAGGAUUGCGCUUCCGCUCAGAGCAGCGGGAACGAUGACAACGGCGGCGCGGGCGGUAAGAUGCGCAACGGCGGUAGCCACAUUCACCUCUGGCAGUUCCUGAAGGAGCUGCUGCAGAGUCCGGGUGUCCACGGCUCCUGCAUACGCUGGCUGGAUCGCAACAAGGGGGUCUUCAAGAUCGAAGACUCGGUGCGCGUGGCGCGACUCUGGGGCAAGCGAAAGAAUCGGCCCGCGAUGAACUAUGACAAGCUCAGCCGCAGCAUCCGACAGUACUACAAGAAGGGCAUCAUGAAGAAGACGGAGCGUAGCCAGAGACUGGUAUACCAGUUCUGUCAUCCUUAUUGUCUAUAAGGAACGUUUCUCCGUCUCUCCCUCUCUCUCUCUCUCUCUCUCUCUCUCCCCCUCUCAAUCUCUUUUCCUUUGUGCGAGUAGGCGCACGUGGUCUCUGGAGCGAGUGACCUCAACAAGAGCCCACCAGCACAAAGAUCGAAAGGUAAAAAAAG
Molecule: messenger RNA, 2083 nt
Organism: Trachymyrmex cornetzi
Lineage: Eukaryota; Metazoa; Arthropoda; Insecta; Hymenoptera; Formicidae
Gene: Ets98B
Product: DNA-binding protein Ets98B
Exons: 6
Coding region: 123-1931 (602 amino acids)
Biological process (GO): regulation of transcription by RNA polymerase II; cell differentiation
Cellular component (GO): nucleus
Molecular function (GO): DNA-binding transcription factor activity, RNA polymerase II-specific; sequence-specific DNA binding
Source: RefSeq, a predicted model, not a curated record